GGAAGGCUGAGCUUUUUUAGAAAUCAGACCUUCCCGACCGCUAAGGGGGCACAGUGACUACGGCACCGCGUCCGGGAGCAAGGUGAUGUGGCGCAGAGAAUGCAAACCCUGCAGGAACGGAUCGGUCUCGGCUGCCAGCCUUCAGCUUAGGGAGCAGUCGCUUCUCCGUCCAACCAUGCGGAUUUCGGGACUCCUUCCUCUGGGCAGCCGACGGGAAGCGUGCCAUCUUUGGUGUGGGCGCCUAGAGCCUUGAACGCUGCGCUCAGCCGCUCUACUGCCGCCGCUCCGAAGGGCUCAACGGCUGUACUGGGAGCCCUAGGGACUCGUCACCCAGGUGAGUGUCUCUUCCUGGGCCCCAGAGGCUGCCGGCUCCCUGGGCCGGACCGGACAAUGGCGCACCUCUCCGCUGUCACCUCUGCACCGGCCGCCUAGCGCCUUGCGCCUCUUCGCCUGCCUCUGCCGAGGCGGCGCCGGGAGAGACUGUGGGGACACUGGACGCCGGCCUUGGGAGGGCUUCGCUUCCCCUUUCCUUCCAGCGGAUCUGCUGCGGGCAAUUGACAAGACGCGGCGGGAGGUGGAUGUGAUUGGAUCCCAAGAAGGGCUGGCUUUCCGUAGGUUAGGCGGGAGCCGUGUUGGGAGUCCCCUACGGGAGCAGGUGCUGUCCUAGCUAGGCGGCCGGCAGCUCUGCCCUGCCCUGACCCCCCCAGCGCGCGGGCGCCCACGCGGGAACAUGUAUGGCGAACUCUUCAAUUCCACCAGUGCCGCCGAAGUCCCGCUCCCGGUGCACACCAGCACGCUGUAUGGGAGCGGGACCCCGAAGCCCGUGAGCUCCUCUGCGCUCUACGUGUCCACAGCCCGGGCGCUCAAGGAGGGCGAGAUAAGCAAGCCAGACCUGCUGACUUACCUCGCCUUGUUUUUCUUCCUACUCUUGUCCGUGGCUAUCAUCGUGCUCUUCAUUAACUGUCAGCUGAAAAACUCCUUCUUUGCCACUUUACCUUACGAUCGAUCUCUGAGGGAGGCUCGGACUCCGUGGAAAACGCAGGCUGUCUAACACCGCAGGCGGGCAGCAGCUGGAAUAAUAGACCCCGUCUGCUCCAUAGACUUGAAAAUUCUUUGUGCUGCUGGAGCCUGCUCUGGGAGGAGGAAACCUGUGUCAUGAAAUGCCCCCUUUUUUCUUUGACUACGAUGUGGAUGCAGAAGAGGAGGCCUGUUCUAGAGGGAACCAAAUGGACAUAAAUUAAUGUCCCCAAGCUGGUCCCGGAAGGACCGGUCUUUAUCGCAUCAUCUAGGAAAAAAAUCCCUAAUAUUUUUCUUUGGUUGGCGUUUUCUUUGUUAUAGCUUAUAGACUCUAUGCAAGUGAGUAAAUUGUUUGGAUAGAUGCAGAUGGGGGUAAGUGUGUGGCCUGACACUACUCCAAAUAGUAGAAUGGUGAAAGUCUAUCGGUUUCAAGUUGUAAUGAAUUGGGUUUGAAGUGCUCAAAACAUCAUUUCUGUCUUCCCAGAGACAGUAUCACCCAGAGUCCAAUGUGGGGCUGAGAAUUCUUCAGAAAAGCACAUUUGCCGUCUCCUGGUGGGACACAAUGAAAGACAGGACUCGGGGUACUUUUCACUCAGCCUGGACUUGGAUGCUAAAUGAUUUUCAUAACUGGAAAGACUGUGUAGACCUGUGAAUUUGCAUUUUUGCUUAGCCAUCUUGAUCUGCAUCUUGCUACUGGGCCCUCAUGGCUCCAGAGGAGAAAGUGAGGCUGGUGACUUUGCACAGCUCUCCCUCACCUAAAUGCAAUUGAUUCCCGAGACAUGUAUCACCUUCCUGAUGUCAUAGCCCUCUUCAAGAACGAAGGACAAGCCACGACAACAACAACCCAAAGCAAUGAGGCACAUUAGAAAAGGUAUCAGAAACACAAAACCAAAAAAACAACCAAAUAAACCCAGAGGAGGUCAGAUUAGCAAAUCAAACCAAAAAUUGUAAUGAGUAAAGGUUGUAUCUGCUUGGGGGUUGUAUGUACUGCCAGUACAAAUAAAGGCCAUGCUAGGGGAGUAUUCCUCACAAAGAAACCACUAUAUAUGAUGUCCUGCCAUAGUGAAGAUGUAAGCGUGUCACCUGUGGUCCAUAAAAGAUCUGCACACCAAGCUGUUCAGAGCUGCCAAGACAUAUACAUAAGUGUAUAUGUGUUGUGUAUAUGUAUCACACAUAAUUUCACAUAAAGGGAUGUGAGAUUUGGGUAUCAGUGGGACAGAGUUCUGGGGAGAGAAAGCUUCCUUCCUGCUUCGUAUUGCUUAAACUAGCCAUUUAUACAAUAAAACUUCACUAAUUGGGA
Molecule: messenger RNA, 2317 nt
Organism: Trichosurus vulpecula (common brushtail)
Lineage: Eukaryota; Metazoa; Chordata; Mammalia; Diprotodontia; Phalangeridae
Gene: SMIM32
Product: small integral membrane protein 32
Exons: 1
Coding region: 731-1051 (106 amino acids)
Source: RefSeq, a predicted model, not a curated record